AUGGGUCUAGGAUGGACUGAUAACAUGAGGGAAGAAUAUAAUACUGGAAACUCUGACACAGGUCAUCAGGCAAGUUGGCCCUCUCUUUCCACAGGAAACGGUGGAAAUGGCGGUUCUACUAAUGCAGCAGCUGAAGGCGAGACAUCCACGAGGGACGGCAGUGGUGGAUAUGGUGAAAGUAACAGCAGUAUUGUCAAGGCACCCGAGGGAGCUCCCAUCGCUGUCAGUGACCCCACAGUCUCCCUUGGGGAUGCAUCCUUCGAGGAAGACACUUCUUCUGCGGCCGAUUACUUCACUUACGAUGAGGGUCAACGAUCCCAUGACCAUCGACAUGACCGGGUCAUUCGAAGACCACGUCUCAGUCCACCUUCACCACGCAGUCGCCCUCUGUCAGAAGCAAUGCUAAGCAACCACUACUAUGACAAGAGUGAACUCCUAAAUCCUAUCGCUUUUGCUGGUGGCAACAAGGGCGACGAGUCCGGUGACUGCCUCCUCGACGUCCCCUUCUGCCCUACACACUCCAAUUCGCGACCUACCUCAGUGGGCGUCUACUCCAACGACGACGAGGAUGUGGAGGAGGAUUCAUCGCUUUAUGAGGCUGUUGACAGACGCAAACGAAAGGUGGAAAAAGCGAUGGCCCUACCACCACCCCCACCACCACCUCCACAGCCGCUGGUAUCCCCUGCGACAGCCCAGAAGGAUGUUGAAGUGUAUACAAGCCGUCGCAAACCAAGUGGCGACGGUAUCAAUCCCAAGUACCAACGUUAUCGGGGCAUCACCAAGAUGGCCUCCAUCAACGCCUCCACAUCGACCCUGAUCGCCGAUCUGUCGCCCCUCUCAAGGUCCUUAGCCUCGCGUUCACCCUCCCCCAUGCGCCCUGUCACCAGCACUCCCCACACUGUUCCCUAUGCCAAUCUUAGCAACUUGUGA
Molecule: messenger RNA, 930 nt
Organism: Echinococcus granulosus
Lineage: Eukaryota; Metazoa; Platyhelminthes; Cestoda; Cyclophyllidea; Taeniidae
Exons: 4
Coding region: 1-930 (309 amino acids)
Source: RefSeq, a predicted model, not a curated record